Messenger RNA from Sphaeramia orbicularis (orbiculate cardinalfish), 1191 nucleotides. It is a transcript of the gene kiss1rb, whose product is annotated as KISS1 receptor b. Gene Ontology annotation, cellular component: plasma membrane. Bases 1 to 1107 code for a protein of 368 amino acids. Gene Ontology annotation, molecular function: G protein-coupled receptor activity. The transcript is spliced from 7 exons. NCBI's taxonomy places the organism in Eukaryota, Metazoa, Chordata, Actinopteri, Kurtiformes, Apogonidae. The record is from RefSeq and is a predicted model, not a curated record. Gene Ontology annotation, biological process: G protein-coupled receptor signaling pathway.
AUGAUAAAAUCAUCUGCCAAUCAGAGUGUGGCCUGUGAUUCUGGCUUGAACCAGACGGCAGCGGUGACGGCCCAGGGUCCUCCGGUGUUAGUCGACGCCUGGCUCGUCCCCUCCUUCUUCGGCCUGAUCAUGCUGGUGGGUGUGGUGGGGAACGCGCUGGUCAUCCACGUGGUGACCAAGCACCAGCAGAUGAAGACCGUCACCAACUUUUACAUCGUAAACUUGGCCACCACUGACAUCCUGUUCCUGCUGUGCUGUGUGCCUUUCACCGCCACGCUGUACCCUCUGCCCAGCUGGAUAUUUGGAGAGUUCAUGUGCAGACUCGUCAACUACCUUCAGCAGGUGACAGCCCAGGCGACAUGCAUCACUCUGUCUGCCAUGAGCGUAGACCGCUGCUACGUGACCGUCUAUCCUCUACAGUCUCUGAGACACCGUACUCCACGCAUGGCCCUGACCGUCUCUGUGUCCAUCUGGAUCGGCUCUUUGCUGCUGUCCAUCCCAGUGGCGGUGUACCAGCGUCUGGAGGCCGGAUACUGGUUCGGUCCUCAGACCUACUGCAGCGAGGUCUUCCCCUCCGCCCGCCUCCAGAGAGCCUACAUCAUCUACAGCUUCCUGGCCGUGUACCUGCUGCCCCUGCUCACCAUCAGCGCCUGCUACGCCUUCAUGCUAAAGCGCGUGAGCCGGCCCAGCGUGCAUCCAGUCGACAGCAGCUAUCAGCUGGAAGCUCAGGCACAGCGUUCGGCCGCCGUGAGGGCCAGAGUCUCCAGGAUGGUGGUGGUGGUGGUGGCACUGUUCCUCAUCUGCUGGGGCCCCAUCCAGGUCUGCAUCCUCCUGCAGGCCUUUGGCCUCCGCAGUUACAUUCUUUACAAACUGAAGAUUUGGGGUCACUGCAUGUCAUACUCCAACUCCUCCAUCAACCCGCUGGUUUACGCUUUCAUGGGCAACAACUUUAGAAAGGCUUUCAAGCACGUUUUCCCCGCUGUGUUCAUGUGGCAGUCCCGGAGGAGGGUCCGAGUCGGGACCAUGGAGGCAGAGGAGGGAGGGGGGGUGGAUCCCCAGGCACCCAAAGGACAAGCAGAGAUGCACUUUCUUUCAUCUGGGUCCUAAAGGCCACACUGGGCAUUUGGACACUGGGUGCUCAUUCUUUAUUUAUAGCUUGUUGUGCAGAUGAGGACAGUCUGGUACAUGUGU